Messenger RNA from Jaculus jaculus (lesser Egyptian jerboa), 1291 nucleotides. RefSeq names its product hydroxyacid oxidase 1 (gene Hao1). NCBI's taxonomy places the organism in Eukaryota, Metazoa, Chordata, Mammalia, Rodentia, Dipodidae. The coding region runs from base 1 to 1113 and encodes 370 amino acids. The transcript is spliced from 8 exons. Gene Ontology annotation, molecular function: FMN binding; oxidoreductase activity. The record is from RefSeq and is a predicted model, not a curated record.
AUGUUUCCCCGGUUGGUCUGCAUCAAUGACUAUGAACAACAUGCUAGGUCAGUGCUUCAGAAGUCAGUGUAUGAUUACUACAGGUCUGGGGCAAAUGAUCAGGAGACCUUGGCUGACAAUAUUACAGCAUUUUCCAGAUGGAAGCUCUACCCGCGGAUGCUCCGGAAUGUUGCUGACAUCGAUCUGUCAACUUCUGUUUUAGGACAGAGAGUCAGCAUGCCAGUAUGUGCCGGGGCAACAGCCAUGCAGUGCAUGGCGCAUGUGGAUGGGGAGCUGGCUACUGUUAGAGCCUGUCAAGCCCUAGGAACUGGGAUGAUGCUGAGUUCCUGGGCCACCUCCUCAAUUGAAGAGGUGGCAGAGGCUGGUCCCAAGGCACUUCGCUGGCUACAGCUGUACAUCUACAAGGACCGCGAAGUCACCAAGCAGCUAGUGAAGCGAGCUGAGCAGAUGGGUUACAAGGCCAUAUUUGUGACCGUGGACACCCCUUACCUGGGCAACCGCCUAGAUGAUGUGCGUAACAGGUUCAAGCUGCCAUCACAACUUAGGAUGAAAAAUUUUGAAAGGAAUGACUUGGCAUUUUCUCCUCAGGGAAAUUUUGGAGACAACAGUGGUCUUGCUGAAUAUGUGGCAAAAGCAAUAGACCCAUCUCUCAGCUGGAAUGAUAUUCAGUGGCUUAGACGGCUGACAUCGCUGCCUAUUGUUGCAAAGGGCAUAUUGAGAGGUGAUGAUGCCAGGGAGGCAGUGAAAUGUGGUGUUGAUGGGAUUUUGGUGUCCAAUCAUGGUGCUCGACAGCUGGAUGGGGUACCAGCCACUAUUGAUGCUCUGCCAGAAAUUGUGGAGGCUGUGGAAGGGAAAGUAGAAGUCUUUCUGGAUGGUGGUGUGAGGAAAGGCACUGAUGUUCUCAAAGCUCUGGCUUUGGGUGCCAAGGCUGUAUUUGUGGGGAGACCUAUCAUCUGGGGCUUGGCUUUCCAGGGGGAGAAAGGUGUUCAAGAUGUCCUUGAGAUACUAAAGGAAGAAUUCCGACUGGCUAUGGCUCUGAGUGGGUGCCAGAAUGUGAAAGUCAUUGACAAGACAUUGGUGAGGAAAAAUCCUUUGGCUGUUUCCAAGAUCUGACAGUGCACAAUAUUUUCCCAUCUGUAUUAUUUUUUUCCGCAUGUAUGACUUGACAAAGAGACACUGUGCAGAGGGUGACCACAGUCUGUAACUCUCCACUUUCAUACAAAGGGUGUCGUUCUUCUCCCACAAAAUAGUGAUCCCUUUUCGUUCAUUGCUUUUGACUUUUCAAUGUGUG